AUUGCUAAGUAUGAUGCCCUAAUGUUUUGGAGACUAGUAUUUAUUUGUGGAUUUGUGUUAAUUUUAUUCCUGGUUGCUAAAGCAACCAAUGACCUUGUAACUUUAAAGUCGGCCAUGUUUUUAUUGGACACGGAGGCAAUGUUGCCGAUAUUAGAACGUCAAAAUGACGUAACAAAUGCCGUUAUAUCCGAGUACGGCUCUUACCUCAAUGACUUUCUUGUUGGAUAUACGGAGAAGUUGGACGGAGAGCUGCAAAUGGUUAACAAUAUACUCUUAAACGUCGCAGAACGACAAAAUAUGCUGCUGAACACAAUGAUCUCAGAUAUGUGCAAUUUAGCGGGACUUGACAUCUGCACUGACGGAACAAAUCUAGUCACAAUGUCCCUUACUUCAUGUAAUUUCUUGCCAAUACAUGCUAAAAUGUUUGAAGGAUUCCACAAGUCAGUGCUUUUGGAAUAUAUCCAAAGAGAGUUGUCUCCCUUAGUCCUGAAUCUCCGGAGUAUUUUGUUUAGUUCCAUGUAUUUACUGCUCGCGUGUGCAGCGGCCAUGUUACUGUGUCAGGUCACAGCACGUGUAAUCUAUGUUCAUUUGAAAAACUCACGGCACAUGAAAAUUACCAAGAUUUAUCAGUUGCCUAGCACCAUGAGUGACCAGUGGCACGACCAGCAGUCUUUACGGGAGAAGGAAAUGUACAAUAGUCAGUCUGUGAUUGCAGAAAGCUAUGAAAGUGGAGUGUAUGAUAUGACAAAUUAAACCAGAUUGUGAUUUUUUAGGAAAAUAUAAUUAUAAUUGAAUAGUUUGUGACCGUUUUUUAAAAUAUGAAGUAUUCAAAAACUGUGUGAAUUUGUUACGUUUAGGCAGACAUGACUUUGAGUGAUGUCGCAUCUAAAAAUACUUGUUUACAGAAAGACAUUUAGUUUGUACAAUGUAAAAGUGAAUUUACGUGACUAUUUUAUAUCAUUUUGAGCGAAUUUACUUCCAUUUAAUUUCAAAAACAAACUCUUCAUAUAUUGAAUAAAUAGUCAGUCCCAUG
This is a messenger RNA of Mercenaria mercenaria, 1033 nucleotides long. RefSeq lists its product as uncharacterized. The record is from RefSeq and is a predicted model, not a curated record. The transcript has 4 exons. Lineage: Eukaryota; Metazoa; Mollusca; Bivalvia; Venerida; Veneridae. The annotation marks the transcript as partial.